Andrographis paniculata is the source of this 1490-nucleotide messenger RNA. Its product is annotated as GDSL esterase/lipase At1g28570-like. The transcript is spliced from 5 exons. The record is from RefSeq and is a predicted model, not a curated record. Bases 94 to 1281 code for a protein of 395 amino acids. Gene Ontology annotation, molecular function: hydrolase activity, acting on ester bonds. Lineage: Eukaryota; Viridiplantae; Streptophyta; Magnoliopsida; Lamiales; Acanthaceae.
CAAACCGUAGUAGUAUAAGUAUUAUUUAUAACGUGUUACUGGGCUGUUCUUUAAUGAUUAAAUCCUCAGGGCCAGGAUAAUUAAGGAUCCAUUAUGGCGUUUGCACAUGCUACUACAGCAGCCGCUUUAUUCAUUAUUUUGCUGGCAUCGUCUUCCUCAGCAGCACCACCUGCAGAUCCCUUGUUUCGAUGCUACGAUUCCAUUGUUAACUUCGGCGAUUCGCUCUCCGACACCGGCAAUGAUCUCGUCCCCGGCCUCCACACCGGAGAGUGCCUCGCCGGUAACCCGCCCAAUGGCCAGGCGUACUUCCACCACCCCACCGGAAGAUUCUCCGACGGCCGCAUCAUCAUUGAUUUCAUCGCACAGAGCUUGGGGCUGCCUCUAUUGAAACCCUACUUUCCCGAAGGUAACGCAGAGGCGGCGCAACGCUGCCGGGAGUUCAGCACCGGCGUGAAUUUCGCGGUGUCCGGCGCGUCGGCGCUUUCGUAUGAUUUCUACGUGAGUAUUGGAUAUGCGAAUCCGUACACCACAAUCUCUCUGGGGACUCAAGUGGAAUGGUUCAGAGGCUUUUUGGCUGGAUUUCCAGAUGGUGGUCGAAAGUACGCGGAAAGAUCUUUGGUUGUAGUAGGAUCGGUAGGAGGCAACGAUUACAACCAUCUUCUCCUACACGGGUGGACUCUUGAACAGAUGCAGUUGUUGGUUCCCAAAGUUACUAGCUACAUUGCAUCCGUAGUUCAGGAGUUGAUUGAGCUUGGAGCUGUUACAUUUCUUGUCCCGGGAAAUGUCCCGUUUGGCUGCUUUCCUGAUUAUCUAACAAUAUUCGAACAAUCUAGCACAUCCAACGACUAUGAUCCGCAAAUUGGUUGUCUUUCUUGGUUGAAUGAGUUGUCCGGAUUACAUAACGAUCUUCUCCAAAAGGAGCUGCAGAAAGUAAGGGAACUUAAUCCUCAUGCCAACAUAAUGUAUGCCGACUUUUACAAUGCCGCGAUGGGAAUGUAUCGAUCCCCCAAACAAUUUGGAUUUGGAAACCAAAUUCUUAGGUCUUGUUGCGGAAUAGGAGGCCGGUACAACUACAAUGAAUCUGCGCGAUGCGGCACUCCUGAAGCAACAUGUUGUGAUGUACCGUCGGAAUACAUCAGUUGGGAUGGAAUACAUUUCACCGAGGCAGCUAACAGAUUGAUAUCGAAAGCAUUGCUCCAAGGGCGAUAUACCGAUCCUCCUUUCUCAACCAUCUGCCUUAAUUCGACAUCCAAUCCUCGCGGCGCCAUUGCCGACAACUAAGACUCAGCUCGACUCGACUCAUUUAAGCAUAAUGUUUGUAUGAUUGUUGUCACAAAUUGUGAUGUACUUACAGGCACAUAGAAUUGAUUUGCAUAUUUGUUCUUGUGUUUUAAAUUCAUUGUUCCCAAAUCAUCCACCAUAGAGUGAUAAAGACUUUUGUUUGAUAUUUGGAAUAAAUUUUGGAGGUAAAAUUUGAAAUCUCCAACCAA